AUGUAGUAUUAAUAAUUUUCUGAGAGUGAAUAAUAACAAAGUACAUUGAAUUUAGGGUUAUAUUAUUUAUUUUACAAUUCUGGUAGUGGAAGUGUAAAAGCUAAUCAAUUUUGUGUAUUGGAUGUAAAUUUGUUAUAAUAAUUUAGUGUGCAGAUAUAAAUUUAAAUGUAGAUGGUAAAGAAGUGUAAAUUAUGUUUUAUAGUAUUUAAAAUGUGGCUUCUAGAAAUUAAGGUUAUAAUAAAUUAAAAGAAGAUUUACGAUAAAGUAUUAUUUGAUAUAAUGUAGAUAAAAAAUAAAUACCAAUAGUUAUAGCAGGAGGAGAUGGUUCAAUGAUGUGGGUAAUUGAGUAAAUGAUAUCACAAAAUAUUGAUAUUAAUUAAAUAGUUAUUAUUCCAUUACCAUGCGGAACAGGAAAUGAUUUUUCAAAUGCUUUAGGUAUAAAUGUAACUAUAUAAAAUUUUAGGAUGGGAUACAGAUAUACCAGGGAACAUGUUAGAAAAUGAUUAUAGAAUUUUAAAAUAAUAUAUAAGAUGUUGGUAGAAAGGACAUUAAUGUUAUUUUGACAUUUGGGAUAUAACUAUAUAAACAUAAUAAGAUGGUUACUUUUAAGAAAUAAAGAAAAAUGAUAAAGGUUAUACCAAAUAAAGUGUUAAAGAUUUAGAUGGAAUGAAUAUGAAUAUUUUAGAAAAAAAGAUGUCAAAUUAUUUUAGUAUUGGAGUUGACGCUAGAAUCGGAUAUGGAUUUGAUAAAAAUAGAACUACUAAUAGACAUUUAAAUAAAAUUUGUUAUUGUUUAUAAGGAAUAUAAAAAAUGUUUUUAAAAAAUCCAAGAUUAAAUUAAGUUGUAGAAUUUGUUGAACAUUUUGUAAUUAUUCUAUCUAAAUCUAUUAGAGUCAUAAAGAAUAAAAAACUUUAUUUAAAACUAUUAAUUGUUAAGAAAAGAAUGCUUUAACUGUUCCAGGAAAUCCUGUUACACUUGUAUGUUUGAAUAUUAAUUCUUAUGCUGGUGGUAUUACAGAUAUUUGGAAAAACGGUAAAACACCAUAAGAAUUUUAAGAAAAGAAUAAAUUAUACUCUGAAAAAACAUCAUUCUCUGAUGGAUUAUUAGAAUUUAUUUCAUUUGAUUCUAUUGCUGGAAUUGGAUCUGAAAGGUUAAAUCUAAUUUAUUAAUAUUAAAUAGAGUAUUAGCUGGUAAUGCAACUAGAUUAGCUUAAACUAAUGGACCUUUAUAUAUUAAAUUUUAAGAAUCAGAUAAUAACAAUUCUGUAGUUAGUUAUAUCUAAAUUGAUGGACAAUAUUUUUCUAUUAUUAAUCCUUUGAGUGUAGAAAUAUAACCUUGUCGAUAAUUACCUUAAGGAAAAAUAAGAAUAUUAUUAAAAGAUUGA
Molecule: messenger RNA, 1384 nt
Organism: Paramecium sonneborni
Lineage: Eukaryota; Ciliophora; Oligohymenophorea; Peniculida; Parameciidae
Source: the annotation of a GenBank genome assembly